UACAUAUAUACAAUCCCUUUUUCUUGUAGGUCUCUCCCAUUUCCAGCCUCCAAUGCACCCCACAAGUCUUGGACCAUGUCUUCCUCCUAAUUUCAUUAGCAUCUUCUCCUAGUCCUCCAGCUCCUUUUGGGGCUGUUCUUCUAAAAUGACCCACUGAGUCCAAUACGUGUUGCCUCCACAUGCUUGAAUACAGAUGAAUCCAUUGGGUCACGGACAACUUCCCAAGGUCACUGAUCCCAGAGAGAACUGACUCUAGAUCACAUCAGCCACAAAUUAGCAAUAACCCCACAGCUAGGGGUGGGGCCUUGGGAGUCCCGCCUGCAAAGGAUCUAUUGUCUAAUCUGUUUUCUAUGCCAUUUUCAUUGCACACUACUUUGAAAGUCAAUGUCCUUGUAGAUAGAUCUUCAAAGAACUUUGGUUAAUACCAUAGAUGAUGUUUGAAAAAACAAAUUUUAAAGAAGAUAAUCUGAGAGGACAAGGGGAAAACUAUAAUCAAUGAAUAAAAAAAUAAAUAUAUAACAUUUACACACUUUAAAUUAGAUACCUAUAUGACUUCUUUGUAAGCAUAAAUAAACACAAAUGAUACAGCUUUAAGUAAAAUAAUAUGCAUAUAUUAAUUAUUUAUAUAUAAUAUAUGCAUAUAUUAUAUAUUAAUAUAUAUAUAUAUAGUCUCUUGCCUGAUUGAUGAGUGUUAAGCCACUGAGCCCAGGUUCAGUUAAACACACUCAAAGGCUAACAGAGAUCCCAUGCUGAGGAAAAUAGAGAGGAUUAGGGUUAUUUGCUCCCCCAAAAGAUAGCAAAGAGCAAACUAAUAAGAGAUUCCUGAACUCAAGAGCUCUACUUAUGCACAUGUUCUCAGAAUAUACCAAGUUCUAAAGAGACACUUGUGCCCUCCCUUCCACUCUCGAUGACUGUUUCUUACAGACUGUGUCAUAGUCACCAUCAUUGCAUUCUUCACCCUCAGCUCUGCAUAAUGAGGGUCACAGGAGCCUGGUCUCUAUCUAAGCAGAACCCCAAAGAAAAGAUACAAAGGCUUCUUUUGACCUCUGCCACCAAAGGCCCAAUAGUUCUUCUAGGCACAGAAGUGUAUUCACACUCAAUCACACCAUAGAAGACCCAGAAAGGUUUCUUUAAAAAACAAAACAAAACAAAAUACCCCAAACCAAGCCAGAACAAAACAAAAAUACAUUUCUGGUCAGAAAUGAAGGAAGAUAAACACUCUUUAGAAGCUAGAAAAGAUAAAAAAAAAAAAAAAAAAGAAGCCUGGCAGAUGUCUCAGAGGGGAGAUGUAUAUGUCUGACAGCCUGAGCGUAAUACCAAGAACUCAGAGAAAUUGUCUGAAGAAAAUAAAAAAUAAAAUAAAGGGCAGAAGGUUUAAGAACAGUCAUGUGACGUCAACACUGGACCUUCACAUCAACAACCAUGUUAACAUGCACCCUAAUGAAGGCAGAGGGGCAACAUGUGGGUAAGAAAAAGGACCAGCAAGAUAGGAAGAGGAGGGGUUGAGGAAAGAGGAGGGAUUGAGAAAGGUAAUACAGAGAAAAUAUAAGUAAGGUGCAUUGAUAUAUUAGUGUGUGUGUGUGUGUGUGUGUGUGUGUGUGUGUGUGUAAAAUGCCAUCAAUACAGCCAUUAUUUUUAUGAUAACUAAAAUGUUAAACUGAAGACGUGAAGUACGGUUUGGCUCUCCAUCUCUGAUAUUCUAAUCAAGAUACAGUGACAAUCUUCAACACAGGUGUGGGGGAUGUUGUUGUUGUUGUUAUUGUUUUCAGCUGAUGUCAGCUUAUACUUUUAGAUAUCCUUGUCAGUUCCCCCAAAACUAAAGACUAUGGUGAUGUUAUAAGGAAAUCUGGGACCAAAUUUUUAGUCUCAAGUACUGUCUCAGUUAUGUUGUACGUGAACAAGCCUCAGUCUCUGGGGAACUGAGCUAAUUUUACUGAGCAUUUUUUGAUAGCAAGAACUUGCCUACCUCAAUACCCACAUUUGUGAGUUUCAAAUGUACCUUUGAAUAUCAUAGAUUUUUUUCCUUAUUAAUAUGCUCUAAUUAUAUUAAAUCAAUAUGUGCUAAUCAUAUUAAGUAAGAAGAUUCAUUAUGAUAUUUCUAUAUAUGCAUAUAAAUUACUUUUGAAAUAGUAUAGAAAGACAAGGGAAGUCAAGAGAUCAGAAACACAAAAGGAAUGCUUCACCCUAGGGGUCUGAUUCACAUUUUCUUCUCAGAGAGAAUCAAAACUAUUGACUCAACAGAUACAAUUAAGACUGUAGCUGGUUGUGGUGUAACACACCUAUAAUCCCAGCACUUGGGAGUUAAAGUUAAUAAGAUCAGUAGUUUAAGGCCAGCCUUAGCUAUAUAGUGAGCCCAGGACCAGCCUGGGCUACAUAAUACCGUCUUUGAAAAUAAAUAAAUAAAUAAAUAAAUAAAUAAAUAAAUUUUUAAAAAGAAGAGGAAAAAAGAAAAAAGAUUGUUUAUAGAGGGUUUGGGAUGCUAUUCUAUGAUAGGGAGACAGGGACAUAGAGAUUGCCUACAGAGAUGACUUUCUUUCUUUCUUUCUUUCUUUCUUUCUUUCUUUCUUUCUUUCUUUCUUUCUUUCUUUCUUUCUUUCUUUUCUUCCUUCCGUCCUUCCUUCCUUCCUUCCUUUGCAUGUAAGUGCAAAGAGUAUUUCAUUCUGCAGAAGUCCAGCCUGCUGAAGUCUCUCCAUUCCCAACAUUCUCUUUUCUAAGAGAUAUUUCAAACAAAGUUACUUGAAAACAUGUCAAAAGAAACAAACAACAAAGAAACAAAACAAAGCUAUGUUUGCAUGGGGCCACACUGUUCUGAUCUUUGAGUUUUAUAUUCUCAAUGCUGCUGUUCUGUCACUAAACCUAAGCAGUACACCUCAUGAAACUAUCCUAUAACUUCAUUUAAAGAAACAGAAUUCUUAGCCUGGCAGUGGUGGCACAUGCUUUUAAGCCUUCAAUGCAGCACUUGGGAGGCAGAGGCAGGCAGAUCUCUAUAAAUUAGAGGCCAGCCUGGUCUACAGAAUGAAUUCCAGGAGAGCCAGGGCUACACAGAGAAACUCUGUCCCCCCCCAAAAAAAAUUCUUAAAAAAUAGACUUCCUACAUUUAUUUUAUUGUGUAUCUCUUUGUGCUAUAUUUUAAGAUAGGAGAAAUACAUAAUAUAUACUAAGACACUGAUAGAGCUUUCUUAAGAAGCUCAGCCUCCACUCUGUCUCCCUGCCAGUCUCCUCUUCUUCCUCUCUGUGGAUAAGCUUAACCCCGAAGCAUCUACUAUCUCUUAAUAAAUUGAAUACUUUACAAAUUGACUAGCUGCCUCACUCUGACUUGUCCUGAAAUUCUUUUUGGUGAAUAUCCUCAAGGGCUAGCUUUACCUUCCUGGCUGUCCCUAGACAGGGUAAGUCCUUGGGCUGCAGGAGGCAGCCCUGUCUGUCUCCCAGCUGAUGUUACUGACAGGGUGGAUCCCAUUCAUCCCCAUUGCUCUUUAUCAUCGUCCCACCCCCCUUCCCAUCCCCCAUCCACAGUCCCUAAUGUUUCUUCUACUACUUUUGUGACCUUAUAAUAGAGCUCUGUCAACUCUGACCUGCCUCUCAAAGGCCACCUAUUCUCCCACAUUCAAAGGACUUGGGGAAAAAAAAAUCCGUUUUCUUUCUGCCUUUCUUUUAGCUCUCUGUCCUCCCCUCCCCCUUUGUCUCCUGAACUUCUUGGGUAUAUCACAGAAGAGAAUAGCAAAGAAACAAACAGGUCUGAAUCAAAGUUGCUCUGCUAGAGAAAGAGCAAGAACCAAGAAUCAAGUAUCUCAGUAUGCAGCAUUCAAGGAGGCCGAGAAUUCUAGUGGCCUACAGGCAAAGUGUGCCCUGGGGCAGCCUGCAUUCUAGAAGAGAGGAGCCAGUAGUCUUGUGAAAGAGGUGAAAUAAAGGCUUUUCAGGCUCUCGGGAUCCCUUGGAGACUGAGAUAUUACGCUGGCACAGUUAUUAAAGCUGAGUUCUUCAAACUGUUUACUCAAAAAGGCCACCUAAGGACAUCAGUCCACCUGCUCCAGUGAACACUUGUUUUAAAGAUCAUAGUUUGAGAAAGGAUGGUAAUUGCUGUCUGGAUUUCCAACAAAGAGUAACAUUGUUUUACAAAUGCUACUUUUAUGAUUUUUUUUUGCUUUUAUUGUUUGCAGCCUUUUAAAAUACUAAUGAAGCUUUAAGACAUUUAACAAAAACUAUAGUUUAAUGUCAUUAAAAUAAAGAGGACAAUUCACAGUAAGAAAAAGUGAUUGUUAUCUAGGUCUAAAACUUAGGAAGCCCUGGCCCUGGACAAAGUGUGCUUGGAUGGGUUUGCUUGAGAAACUGGUCAUCCUUUAUAGCACAAUGUCUAAUUUCCUGUGUUUGUACCAAGGGCAUUUUUUUUUCUUUUUCCUUUUAUACAGCAUCACAUUGUGACAUGUUUAAUAUUGAUGAGUUUGACCUCCUGGGAGUUAUAAUUCAUGCACCCCUUUUAAAUACAAAUGUUGUCUAAUUUAUAUGGUAAACACAUAGAAUUUUGGAGAUUAGCAUGUUAAUCAGCUUUAAUCUCAGUAUUUUCAGCAUCCCCUACCUCUCUUUUCUCUGUCCAGAAAGGUCUCACAAAACCACUUUGGAAAUGGCAGUUAACGUCCUGUUCUUGAAGAGGCUUGUGUAUCAGGCAGAGAGUCUGGGGAAGGAACCUUUCCCUAAGUAGCAUGUUCACAAACCUUAAGAGUGUGCAAAGCCAUGGUCAAGUAUUUAAGGGACAGGACAGACAGGACAGUCCACCCAUUCAACAAGUAUUUGAACUGGAGCCAUACAGAAGUUCUCUCUCUCUCUCUCUCUCUCUCUCUCUCUCUCUCUCUCUCUCUCUCUCUCUCUCUCUCUCUCUCUCUCUCUGUGUGUGUGUGUGUGUGUGUUCCUGAUGUUAUGGUACUUCUGACCUGGAAUUAGGCUUCGAUUUUUCUCCUGUGUUUUUCUCUUUGCAGGUCUGCGAGCUUUGAAGUUUCAUCAAACUGUUCCAACAUUCCAGUUCUUGAAAAGAGGGCAACAUGUUUUAUUUUCAAGGUGGAGAUGAAGGUCCCAGAGAUAACCUGUCAGAAAGAUUCUAAAUUCGAUCUAGUCUGGGAUACAUAAAGACAGCUCCUGCUGUCCCCACCCCCAAUUAUGAAGUACUAGAGAUAGACGGGUUUUCCUACUUGGUUGCAGGAGGAGCCAAAGGGGGCACUGAAGGGGCGGCGGCGGUGGGCGGGGAGCCAGGCCAAGGCUGAGUCCUGUGCAGCCAUUGGUGGGGAGUGCGCGCUGAACUGAGCAUGUUCGCGCCCGCCAGCCAGGGCCGCAGCCACAGCCGCAGGGACGGCAGCCGGGAGAGCCACCGCGCAUUAUGCAAAGCGGCAGCAGAUGUGAGCGGGGCCAGCUGGGCGCUCCUCGGCCUCCGCUCCCAACGGCCGGCCCAGCUGCCUGAAUUGUCCCGGACACUCCCCUGGCCCUCUCCAGGGCCGAGAUGGCCUGAGGACCCCAAGGCGCGGCGGCGCAGCAGUGGGGUUGAAACAUGGGGAACCAGGAUGGGAAGCUGAAGAGAAGCGCAGGUGAUGCCUCCCACGAAGGCGGCGGAGCCGAGGAUGCCGCGGGGCCCAGGGAUGCGGAAAUCACAAAGAAGGCGAGCGGGAGCAAAAAGGCGCUUGGCAAGCACGGCAAGGGGGGAGGGGGCAGCGGGGAGACCAGCAAGAAGAAGAGCAAGUCCGAUUCUAGAGCCUCGGUGUUUUCCAACCUGCGGAUCAGAAAGAACCUGACCAAGGGGAAAGGUGCCUGCGACUCGCGAGAGGAUGUGCUGGACUCACAGGCCCUGCCGAUUGGGGAGCUGGACAGCGCUCACUCUAUAGUCACCAAGACCCCGGACCUCAGCCUCUCCGCUGAGGAGACAGGCCUAUCGGAUACCGAGUGUGCUGACCCUUUCGAGGUGAUCCAUCCCGGUGCUUCUAGGCCUGCUGAGGCUGGGGUAGGGAUCCAGGCGACCGCGGAGGAUUUGGAAACUGCGGCUGGAGCGCAAGAUGGACAAAGGACCAGUUCUGGUUCAGACACGGACAUCUACAGCUUCCACUCCGCUACGGAGCAGGAGGAUUUGCUCUCAGACAUCCAGCAGGCAAUUCGUCUGCAACAGCAGCAGCAGCAGAAGCUGCUGCUCCAGGACUCCGAGGAGCCUGCAGCGCCCCCCACUGCCAUCUCCCCUCAGCCUGGGGCCUUUCUGGGCCUGGACCAGUUCUUGCUGGGACCUAGAAGCGAGGCUGAAAAGGACACAGUACAGGCACUACCGGUGAGACCUGACUUGCCUGAGACCACCAAGUCUCUGGUGCCUGAGCAUCCUCCGUCCUCCGGAAGCCACUUGACCUCCGAGACACCAGGUUAUGCGACCGCCCCCUCCGCAGUCACAGACUCUCUCUCAUCACCAGCCUUCACCUUUCCGGAGGCUGGGCCAGGGGAGGGAGCCGCCGGAGUUCCCGUGGCUGGAACUGGGGACACAGAUGAGGAGUGCGAGGAGGAUGCUUUUGAGGAUGCCCCCCGCGGCUCUCCAGGGGAGGAAUGGGUCCCAGAGGUGGAAGAAGCCUCACAGAGGCUGGAGAAAGAGCCGGAGGAGGGCAUGCGAGAAUCCAUUACCUCCGCAGUCGUUUCUUUGCCUGGAAGCCCUGCGCCCAGCCCACGCUGCUUCAAACCUUACCCACUCAUCACCCCCUGCUACAUCAAGACCACCACUCGGCAGCUCAGCUCUCCUAAUCACUCCCCGUCCCAGUCCCCCAACCAGAGUCCUAGGAUCAAAAAGCGGCCGGACCCUUCCGUGAGCCGGAGCUCCAGAACCGCCUUGGCCUCUGCUGCAGCCCCGGCAAAAAAGCACCGGUUGGAGGGUGGCCUCACGGGCGGCCUCAGCCGCUCAGCCGACUGGACCGAGGAGCUGGGCGUCCGUACGCCAGGGGCAGGAGGCUCCGUGCACCUGCUGGGGCGCGGGGCUACUGCGGAUGACAGUGGUGGCGGGUCCCCUGUACUGGCCGCCAAGGCACCUGGGGCUCCAGCGACAGCUGAUGGCUUUCAGAACGUGUUCACAGGGAGAACACUGCUGGAGAAGCUGUUUAGCCAGCAGGAGAACGGGCCUCCAGAGGAAGCAGAAAAAUUUUGCUCCCGGAUCAUCGCCAUGGGUCUUCUACUUCCUUUCAGUGACUGCUUCAGGGAACCGUGUAAUCAGAACGCUGGGUCCAGUUCAGCUCCAUUUGAUCAAGAUCAGCUUUACACCUGGGCUGCGGUUAGUCAACCCACACAUUCGAUGGAUUACAGCGAAGGGCAGUUUCCCAGGAGAGAACCAUCUAUGUGGCCAUCAUCCAAGCUUCCUGAGGAAGAGCCCAGUCCCAAGGACGUUGAUACAGAACCUAAAUCCUCUAUUUUGGAAAGCCCGAAAAAAUGCUCAAAUGGUGUCCAGCAGGAAGUUUUCGAUGUGAAGUCUGAAGGACAGGCAACUGUAAUUCAGCAACUGGAACAGACCAUCGAGGAUCUACGCACAAAAAUAGCUGAGCUAGAGAAGCAAUAUCCAGCCCUGGACUUGGAGGGACCCAGAGGCCUCUCAGGACUUGAGAAUGGAUUGACAGCCUCUGCAGACGUCAGUCUAGAUGCUCUUGUAUUGCAUGGGAAGGUUGCACAGCCUCCAAGGACUCUUGAGGCAAAAUCAAUACAGACUUCCCCAACAGAAGAAGGUAGAAUCCUGACAUUGCCACCUCCAAAGGCACCACCAGAGGGUCUUCUGGGGUCCCCUGCAGCUGCAAGUGGAGAGUCAGCCCUUCUAACCUCACCCUCUGGACCUCAGACAAAAUUCUGUUCAGAGAUUUCUCUGAUUGUGUCUCCAAGGAGAAUAUCAGUACAGCUGGAUGCCCAACAGAUACAGAGUGCAUCACAACUACCACCACCUCCUCCUCUCCUUGGGUCUGAUAGUCAGGGACAGCCCUCCCAACCUUCUCUGCAUACUGAGUCAGAAACCAGCCAUGAACAUUCUGUUUCCUCCUCCUUUGGAAACAACUGUAAUGUCCCACCCGCACCACCUCUGCCUUGUACAGAGUCCUCCAGUUUCAUGCCUGGCCUGGGCAUGGCAAUUCCCCCACCUCCCUGUCUCUCUGACAUAACAGUGCCUGCUCUGCCCAGUCCUACAGCCCCAGCCCUACAAUUUAGCAAUCUACAGGGACCAGAAAUGCUGCCAGCCCCUCCCCAACCUCCUCCUCUUCCUGGGCUAGGAGUACCCCCUCCUCCCCCUGCCCCUCCUCUCCCUGGAAUGGGAAUACCUCCCCCACCUCCUCUCCCUGGAAUGGGAAUACCUCCCCCACCUCCUCUCCCUGGAAUGGGAAUAUCUCCCCUACCUCCUCUCCCUGGAAUGGGAAUACCUCCUCCCCCUCCUCUACCUGGAGUGGGCAUACCCCCUCCUCCUCCUCUUCCUGGAGUGGGCAUACCCCCUCCUCCUCCUCUUCCUGGAGUGGGAAUACCCCCUCCUCCUCCUCUUCCUGGAGUGGGAAUACCUCCUCCCCCUCCUUUACCUGGAGUGGGAAUACCCCCUCCUCCUCCUCUUCCUGGAGUGGGCAUACCCCCUCCUCCUCCUCUUCCUGGAGUGGGAAUACCCCCACCCCCUCCACUUCCAGGAGUGGGAAUACCCCCUCCCCCUCCUUUACCUGGAUCAGGCAUACCCCCUCCUCCUGCUCUACCUGGAGUUGCUAUUCCUCCACCACCUCCUCUACCAGGUAUGGGGGUUCCACCUCCCGCCCCACCUCCCCCUGGGGCAGGCAUCCCCCCACCCCCACUGUUGCCUGGCUCAGGUCCUCCACACUCCUCACAAGUUGGGAGUAGCACUUUACCAGCAGCACCUCAAGGGUGUGGAUUUCUUUUUCCUCCAUUGCCCACUGGCUUGUUUGGAUUAGGGAUGAAUCAGGACAGAGUGGCUAGGAAGCAGCUGAUCGAGCCUUGCCGGCCAAUGAAGCCUCUCUAUUGGACAAGAAUUCAACUCCAUAGUAAAAGAGACUCCAGCCCUUCGCUUAUUUGGGAAAAGAUUGAAGAGCCAUCCAUAGACUGUCAUGAAUUUGAAGAAUUAUUUUCUAAAACUGCAGUAAAGGAGAGAAAGAAACCUAUUUCUGACACAAUUUCAAAGACAAAGGCCAAACAAGUGACUCUGAUCCCCCUACCCUCGCCAUGAUUCUUCCCUUCUUCCCGAUGACCCCUGAAAAGAGGAGAAAAGGGUGAGAAGGGCCAAGGAAAUGGUCCACACUGGGCAGAACUUCAGUUGGAGAAGAUGUGAAGGGUGUAGAGAUCUUCCAGGAAAGGGGAAAUCCAUUGUAGAAGAAAGGGAAGCGGGCUCUGGAAGGGUGAGUGCCCCCAGCCUGUGUGUGCAGGUGCUGGUCUGCAUCUCUUUAAGCCCAAGUCCAGUUCGAGUUGCAUGUCUGUCUUUUGUUUGCUUUUUUUUUUUUUCUCUGCCACAAAGAGGCAUAGUCCUGCUUACCAUAACUCCUCUGUCAAACAAUGGUCAUGCUUUAAAAGAUGGGCAAGACGGUUUCUGUCGUCACUAGAAUGUCAACUAUAUCCGAGUCAGCAUCUUCACAGAUAAGUUAUAGUCAGAAGGGCACAUCCAGUGUGAUGAAGACAGUCUCCUCUGCCCUCUGCUAUGGCUCUGAAGAGACAAAGGGUUAUACAUCCCUUAAGCUUGAAUGGCCUUCAUUUCUGGAGUCAUGGUGCUAGCAAUCUAGAGAGACAGACUUAAGUUAUUUUCAUUCCUACAUCUGCUUUAGACUAGAUUUUUUUAUUGCGAUAAUAGAAAUGGAAGAAGGUGUAGGGGAUGAUUCAUUAACUAAAGCAUUUGCCUGGGAGGCACAUGGACCUGCACUUGGUUCCCAGCACCGAUUACAAAGCUGAGUAUGGUAAUAAGGAUCUGUGUCCCGGAGCUGGGAGCAUAAAGACAGGCAGAUCCCUAGGGCUGGAUGCAUGGGCAGCCUCACACACUUGGUAAGAUGAAGGCAAACGAGAGAGAGACUGUUUAAAAAUGAAAUGGGGACAUCUCCCUAGGACCUGUACUUAAGGCUUCCUCUGGUGUCCACACACAGGUCCACAUGUGGAUGCAUAUAUUACACACACACACACACACACACACACACACACACACACACACACACACACACAGAGAGAGAGAAAAGAAAAAGUAGGAAACCUGGUAUAUUGCAAUCAAUCAAUAAAUCAUAAAUAAAAUCAUAACUAAAAUCAUAAAUAAAUAUUGUACCCAGGCUAUCCUCACAUAUAAGCUCUGGAUUGAUCACAGUUUUAUGCCUAGGAAAAAAUGUCAACCAAGGAUUAAAUUGAAGUAGCCGCAAUAGUCGUGGUUUCUUCUUUCACAAGACCCCAUCCAUGUAUGCCAGCUUUUGCCACUUGUGUAUCGAUGAGGGACAUAAACCUUAGUAUGACCUUGAUUCAGUGGUGUUGUCUUCCCUUGCUGGCUCCUCUGUGCUUGUAUUCAUGAGAAUGUGUAUCGUGUCUCCAGCUUUGAUGGGUCCAGUAUUGGGUUUACUAGCGGCAGUACUUGAGAAAAGGAAUGUGGCUUUGUUUUAUGCACUAAGAAAAUUACGUAGGGAUUUUUGUCCUGGGUCCUUAGGCAAAUGUUCUAUCUCUUAUCUCUCAAACCAAAGGGCAUGAACAAUGGCAAUAAAUGAAUCUUCAUAACAAUUAGGCUCCUGACUGACUUUGUUGAAUACUCAUAAGCAUAUAUCUAACAAAUAUAGUCAUUACAAUUGUCACCGAUUAAAAAUAAUGGUUAGGAAUAAAAAAAUGGCAAAUAAUAAAUUAUACAAGAGCAUAUAUUUUCAUGUUUAUAAAAUAGAAAGGAGCAAAAAACUUAUUAAAGGGAGACAUAAAGGGUAAAUGAUGCAACAGCUCAGCUAAUAACAUUAAGAAAAAAAAAAAAGAAAGCUUUAAAAGAUGAGGACGAGAAAGCCAUGUAACAUGGGGCUGAUUAAUUCAAAAAAGCAGAGACACAGGAGAAAGGAAUAGGAAGUGAGGAUUAAAACUUGCAUAUUAAAAGUAGGGUGUGGUGCUCAUACAAUCAUAGCUCUUGGAAAGCUGACAUAGAACUUGGAGCCAGAGCCCUGCCUGGGCCUCUUUGUGAGUCUAGAACACAACAAGAGAAGACAGAGAAAUUAGAUGUGAAAACGAGAAGACAGAACAGGAAGCUCUGAAGGAAAGACAGGCCUGUGUGUGCAGACUGGUGCGGUGCUUGCUGAGCGUGUACAAGGCCUUGAUUUUAACCCUCAGAACCACAGCAAAAAACAGAUCAGGGUGGAUCUGAAAUAACAUAAAAACAAAUGUAUGAAAAGAUUUACUUCAGCGGGGGAAAAAAGUUCCCAUGAAAUAGACAUACAGUACAAAAAGGUAACAGGGAAAUAAUGAGAUCACAGUCCAACCCUCUGCAAGGUAAUCCUUACAGCAGCGGUGAUGUAAGCCUCAACCUACUAACUUUUCUUUCAGGCUUCUCUUCAGCUCAGACUCUGGUGGGAACCUAGUCUGUGCUCCUUGGCUCCUUUGACUUUCAUUUGAGGUGGUUGCCUAGCAGCCAGAGGGUGUGGUUUACUGGCUGAGCCAGCUCUGAUUGCUGCUUUUCUGGUCAGGGCCCCUUGGGGUGGGCUUCAAGCUCUCUACCAGUUGACCCAAAUCUCCACUACCUUAGAAGGUCUAGUUAUGGAGGAAGAAGUGAUCAUGUAGAUGCUCCAGUUCAAACCUAGGGGUGGUGGAGACUGAGGGUGGGUGGUCUUUAUCUUGCCAGUGUCCAGCUUUCCACUAUUUAGCUCUUAUGCAUAAUCACUUGCAAUCAACUGCUUGAUCACUAAACCUGGAGCUCAGAGUUUUCCUUGGUAGCCUCCAAAUGGAGGUCCCUUUGGGGUGUCAGAUCCUGGAACAAACAGCUCUAGUGGCUGUUUUAUAUUCCAAAGCAGAUCUGUCCUCCAGGUCCUCCCAGCAUCUCUUAGUCCCUACCUGGCAUGCUCCAACCCCAACCCUGAACUUUCUAGCCCAGGGACUUGGCUGCCCUUCCCUCCAGAGGUUCUUUGCUAUAUAAUUCAGAUAUUUUGGUUUCUUUCUCCUCCCCACCGCUCACCCAUUGCCCCUGUUCCUUUGCCUUCUCUCUGCGCAUGUGGGCUUUCUCUCUUUCUCUUUCCCCUCUCCUCUGUCUCUCUUCGGAUGGAGAUUUCCCUGGCCUCCUCCUUUGGGGCCUAUGAACCCACCCAACCAAGAGCAACUUCUCAAUAAACCUGCAUUUAUAUAUUUUAAUCUGGUUUCAAUUGGUUCAUUUUGCCAGCAGAGAAGCAACUUAGCUAAGAAGCUAAGGAUGACCUUGAACUUCUGAUCUUAUUUCUACUUUUUAAGUGCUGAGAUUACAGGUUUAUACCAGACACGCUCUGUCCAUGUGGUGCUAAGAGUUGAAUCCAGAACCUCAAAUAUACCAAACAAGCACAACAGUAGUUGAGCUACAUCCUGAGCCCCUGAAAUCCCGAUUCCCUGUUUCCCCCCUAUAGCUAGACCAGAGCUCCAAGCUGGCCCUCUCUGCUUCAAUGUGCUAGCACUCAGUACUUGCUGUAUGUUCCUGGAGUCAGGACAAUGCAAGGACUCUUGAUUCCCAGUGCCUCCGCCUAAAAGAGCUUUGCAGAAUGCACUGGGUCCUGCACACCGACUGAGUUGCUGGAAGAGGAGAAAACCGUCUCAGCAGCAUUGUGCUGUGUACAAACCAGGGCCCACUUUGCCUUGGUACUUCUGCUCAGUGCUGUGGACUAUGCUUCCCAGGUCUCUUCUCUUGCUUUGGAUCCUGCCCUUGGUCUGCUGUAGUGUUUAGGUAGCCUUCAUCCCAGAGCUUCAUCCCCCUACUCUUAUAUUCUGCUUUCUAAACACUUUGGAGGAAUGUGUGUGUGUGUUUUCUCUCUCUCUCUCUCUCUCUCUCUCUCUCUCUCUCUCUCUCUCUCUCUCUCUCUCUCUCUCUCUCUCUCUCUCUCCCUCCCCCUCCCCCUCUCCCUCCCCCUCUCCCUCUUUCCCCCCCUCUCUCCCUUGUCUUCACAAGUGGAACUAUAGUAAGAGUUUUCAACUCUUCUUUCCCUUGCCCCUGUCUCUACAGUGAUCCUGCAUGCCUGUGUGUUUUCUUCCUGUAUUUCCUUCUUCCAAAUUCUGCUGUUUUUAUUUUUAUUUUUUUCAGUGAGUAAAUACAUUUCCUUAUUUCUUUGAGACAGGAACUCACUAUGUAGCUCUGGCUGACCUGGCCUCGGAGUCACAGAGGUCCACUUUGCCAGGCUCUCAACUGUUUUUAUUUUGUUCUGUUUCUCAAAAAGCCAGUCUGUCUCCUGCUGAAAGGUCAGUCUCUCCCUUCUGUUGCCUGUCAUGCCUUGUGCUCUCCAGCUGCUCCAGACCCAUCCUCCGGAGAUGAUAGUGAUGGUGAGGAGUCAUGAGUCAGCUAUCUUCUUCUUUGUGGAGAGUUUUACUAAAGGUACUUGCUAUGGCUCAGGUGACUGUGGGCACAGCAGUACACCGAGCUCUCCCCUUUGCACAUAACAAGAAAUAUUGCACAAUUGGGUCUUGACCAUUUGCAAGAUCCUGCUCUGAAAAACUGCCAAGACGCAUCUGUUUCUUACUCUUCAUUCUCAGCACCUUUCCCUUUUGAGCAUUUUAGAAAUGGACUAUGUAAGCACUCCAGCUAGACUUUUGUCCUGGGAUGGAAUCACUUAGAGAAGGAGACACAUGUCUUCCACUGAGAUUUAGUCACGGUGUAGUGACAUAAGGGAAUUUCAUAGGAACAGGAAGAUAACCAAAGAUCCCAUGUGGCAUUAAUCUUCUCCAUGCCUGUUGAGUGAGUACUAACCUUGUGCCAAGCAUUGAGUUGCAUGCUUCAGUUUUGCAGGGCAAAGUAGAGAAACUGAAGACUAAGCCUAGAGUUUGAGAAGUUAGAGUUCAUCACACCUAUGGCAUCCCAGGGUUGACUUGAGUUUCACUGUUGCCCUCAACUGAACUAGGAAACCCUGAACUAGGAGAGAGAAAUGUACAUAAUUCCACGCUAGUUUUUGGUUCUCAAACUGGUUGGUUGUCUAAGACUUCUGAAAGAAUCUUGCAGAGGAUGUUGAUGGGGCUUCAUUUGUCUUCUACACAUUUCCCUGAGUCUAGGGGGGGGGGUAAGGCAGGAUGAGCUGGCUGAGCAAUUGUAACUGAAUAACACUACCAAUAGAGCUUUCCAAGGAUGCAUGUAUACUCAGAGACAAGUCAAAGUCAAUAUUCAACAAACACUUUAGUGCAACUAAGUAUAGAGAGUAUUCUGGGACUGAGAAUAGGUGUUGCUCAGAUGAAAAUGACUGAGAAGGAA
Messenger RNA from Mus musculus (house mouse), 14374 nucleotides. It is a transcript of the gene Fmn2, whose product is annotated as formin 2. Bases 5534 to 9196 code for a protein of 1220 amino acids. Gene Ontology annotation, biological process: actin nucleation; actin cytoskeleton organization; positive regulation of double-strand break repair. The record is from RefSeq and is a predicted model, not a curated record. Gene Ontology annotation, cellular component: cytoskeleton; cytosol; actin cytoskeleton. NCBI's taxonomy places the organism in Eukaryota, Metazoa, Chordata, Mammalia, Rodentia, Muridae. Gene Ontology annotation, molecular function: actin binding; microtubule binding. The transcript is spliced from 7 exons.